Messenger RNA from Soboliphyme baturini, 1110 nucleotides. Lineage: Eukaryota; Metazoa; Nematoda; Enoplea; Dioctophymatida; Soboliphymatidae. The record is from the annotation of a GenBank genome assembly.
AUGAAGCGGCAAUUAAGGGUCGUGGUCGUCAUCUGCUGUGGUGCUAACGAAAUCAUUGUCGACGAAGACGUGCCUCAGCCUUUGAUAGCAGUUAUCUCAACGGCAACGCUGUGUGUAAUAUCCAUUAAGGUGGCUGACAAUGACAGCGUCGCUCUGAGCGUUCGUUUACCGGUUGUCAACGGUAUUCAUCGAUUCGAGUUCCGAAGCUGCAUGGAUCCGAGUGUCACUAGCACGAGUCGCGGAGUCACGCAGUCCGGGAAGACUCCCAAGCGUGCCAAAGAGGGCAUGACCACAAGGAAGCGCACUCUCGCUUGGUCUGAGUGCGUGCGAACUCUCUGCGCAAAUCUGCUGCAAGAUCAUUUUGGCCCCGUUACUGCUGCAGUAACGGUAUAUCUGAUGAAUCGCCAGUAUAUGUCGCUUCCGUUAUUGGCCUACCGUUGUCAUCUUCCCAUUAAUCAGGUGAAAGCUGUUCUGCGAAAUCUAAUCCAACAUCACAUGAUCUCCUACCGCAGCGACGAUGCGAACAAGCUCGAAUACACUUGUAUCGUGGAUAGAAUUCUACAGUUGGCUUAUUAUCCGCAUUACUUGAAUAUCGUCGAACUUGCUUAUGGAGAUAUUGGGCAACGCAUUGUGAGGAAAAUUCUCCACCACGGCAUGAUCAGUCUUUCUCAGUGCAUCGACAGAAUCUUGAAGAACCAGCUCGAAGACGAAGAACAGCAGGAAAAUAUCAUUGGUCCGGACGACAUCGCAGCAAAGUUUACGGAGUUAGUAAACGCUCACUAUGUUUGUCGAUGUGACAACGUCCGCGCCUUUGAAGGCGGCUCCGAAAACACAGUGCCAAAGUUUAGCCCUUUCAGUGAUCCGUUUCUAGUACCAGAAGCUUCCGAUAGAAAUGGUUUUACUGGGAACGUUAGUCCAUCACGUAAACGAACCAUCAUUUCAUCCGCUACCGGUACGGUAUCCAAAGGUGAUUCGGGCGUUAUGUGGCGUAUCAACUUUGAUAAGUUCAGCCGACAGUUACGAAAUUCGUUCAUCUUAAAGAUGGUUAAAAGCUAUUACUGCCAGGUGAGAUAUGGUUUUGCGAAGUGUAUUGAAUACGUCGCUGAAUAA